Messenger RNA from Lachancea nothofagi CBS 11611, 2712 nucleotides. The record is from the annotation of a GenBank genome assembly. NCBI's taxonomy places the organism in Eukaryota, Fungi, Ascomycota, Saccharomycetes, Saccharomycetales, Saccharomycetaceae.
AUGAGCGACAGUGUAGGUAGGAAAAAAUCACAGCGCUGGGUGAGCGCUUCGAAGGGCAAUUAUGACGGGCAGGAAUGGGACAGCAGUGAAGAUGAAAUAGAGGAUUACGAAGGCCACGACUCAGGGGUAGAGCGCCAUGGGACUGUCACAAAACUGCCACCGCUACCGAAGCUGGGAUACGGUAAAAGUUCAGAAGAAACAGUUCAAGCGAGGGACGAAACGGCUGAAAAAGCGCAUGUCCCAAAUGUGAACACUGUAGAUAGGCUUGCCUUGCAAGAAAAUAGUGGGAAUUUUUCUGAGGAGAGCAAUCGUCAUUCGCAGAUGUCUGGUUCAGUUUGUUCCGGAUUUGGUUACUCCGAAUCCGACGAGGAAUGUCGCGUGUCUAAGACUGGGUAUUUUGCGAGCAUGAUCGAUGGACCAGGAAAUUCAAACAGUGGCACUGACAUAUCUGAAAACGAAGGAGAUCAAAGUCUAACUACUGAUUCUAGUGAAGCUGACCAAAAGCGCUUGUCAGAUUUGAAGAAAAAUCAAACUAAUCCGAUGGAGGCUCAUACAAUUGCAGAAACACAUAACCAUUCGGGGGCGGAACAGUCUCAGGACUCGCUGCAAGGUCCUUUAAAAAUCGACAAGAUACGGGGCUCAUCGCUGGAAUCCGCAAAGAAGGAGCUGAUUGAGCCACUACCUGAAACCUCUUCGAAGGCCGAAAAGGCUUUGGACUCACAAAAUAAAUACCCUGAGCCCGAGGAGACGGAGGACUCACCGCGUCGCUCUUCUGAAAUAGGAAAGGAACAAGUUGAGCGUCGGCUCCCUUAUCGCUUCGAGGAAGAGUCAAAAUACAUUCCGCAAAUUUCCUCAAGAUCAAGCAGUUUACCGCCAGCGGAAUCAGAGGUCAAUGAAGAUAACUCCAAUCUAACGGGGCAGCACCAUUCCUUUGCAUCCAGAUCAGACCCUCAUCGCUCCAAAAGAUCAUCUACAGAGGGACCAAAGUACACAGAAGGUGAAGUACAACAAAAACAAGAACAAGAACAAGAACAAGAACAAGAACAAUUACAAGAACAAGAACAAGAACAAUUACAAGAACAAGAACAAGAACAAGGACAAGGACAAGAACAAGAACAAGAACAAGAACAAGAACAAAAAGAAGAAGAAGCUAUCACACGGUCGCAAAUAAUUCCCAAAGAAUUCGUGUCAAACUCCACGGGAACGCGGCAGUCGUCUUCAAGUGUUGACGCAAACCCAGAGCCAAUACGACGUCAAAAGCCCGAUUUUAUUUCGUCAUCCGAUGAAUACGAAGAUAAUGCAUCAUUUUUCAAUCAGUACGGCAACAAUAGUAUUCAAUCGUCACCUGCAGAUAACGCAGACAGAUCCCCGUCAAAAGGGGAAGAUUGGUCUCCAGUCAAAUUAAGGCAGACAUCGAAAACAAGAUUGAAGCACUCAGAGGAGAAUCUUAACCAGACAGGUGAUGAUGACAAUCAAAGUUUCAAGUUUAAAAACCGCAUGAGAGAUUCGAUACUGGAUAGCUCAGAUGAUGAUAUCGAUGAUGACAGAAGUGUCUUGAGAGUGCCAAAAACUGGCUACUAUGCACAAAUUCUGAAAGAAACUUCUCAAUCUGGAACUCACGACAAAAAUGAUGAUACUGAUACUGAUACCGAUGACAUAAGUUCGGGCAUGGGAUCCAUAACAAAGAGUUUUGGCAAAUUCGAUCAAAACUCAUAUAGAGAUACAGACCAUGAAUCCAACGGUGUUGUAGAGACUUCUGAUAGCGAAACGGCAACCAUCAAUGGUUCUGCAAACAGCGAUCAAUCAGUCAAAGCUGGGGAAGGAUCGAGGAAUCUCAAUUCAAGACAGUCAAUCAACUUGGGCAAAUGGCAGCCAAAUACUGAUGCAACAAGGGCGGACUUCCUGGGCGAGGCGAGCCCACAAGUUCCAGAAGGAUACGUCAUAGACAGAGAUGGGCAGAUGGUUAACCUCAACCCAGCAAGUAUAAGGGACACUCGCACCUUCUCGACUUAUUCGGAAGCUGAAAGUGCAUGGAAUGCUUUCCCCACUUCUUCAAAUAUUACUGGCAAUGAAGACCUGGACACCAUCUAUGACACCAAGACAAUCUACGACAAUCAGACAAUUUACAAUGUGCCUGGGAUUGCAACAAAUACUGAUUCAUUGCCUCCCCUGCCUCAUGAUAUUACAGGUAUGAAUUCGAGCCAAGCUAACACAAUUACAGAUUCGGACUCAAUCCUGAAGCAUUUGAAUGGAGAGAAAAGACAGCACUCUUCUAACUUGAGAGAGAAUUUUUCGAUUCACGCCCCUGGUUCUAAAGAAAUCGCUGAGCUGAAUAGCAAAGCAGUUCCCCAAAUGAGUUUAGAUGCUUUGCUGCAAGCGAAGAAUAAACUCCACUACGCAAAGAUAAAAGAGUUAGAGAACUUCUCAAGUGAAUUGAAGGACUACGAUAGUGGGCUACCAACUUGGAUUAAUUACGCAUUGACAAACUCAACUUCUGAUAAGGAUUACAUUUUCCAAGAUUACAAAAUUAGCAAACAUGUCAAAGACGCAUAUGCUCAAGCUGAUGAACUGAGUAAAAAAGUUUCAAUGACCAUCACUGUGUCCAAUGUGAAUCAAAAUGUAUCCCAUUUGAAGCGGAAGGUCUUCUCUCAAUCCAUGAAGGAGAAAUCUAAGGGACUUUUUUCGUCAAUUGGUGGGAAGAAAAAAGCUUAG